CGCCCAACACCCGCUCGCCCUCCUCUACUUCUGCCGCGCCACCAACCAUCCAUCGCUGACGCUUCCAACCCAACUGAAUUCAAACGAAGCGAACAACACGAACCAUGCAGGCGCAAUCCCGCCUCGCUGCUGCCGCGAGCGGCGGCAGCGGCAGUGGAAUUAGCGGGAGCGGUGGCAUUAGCAGGUUGGGUGGUGGAGCGGGGGAGGAGCACGAGGCGGUGGUGAGGGAGCUGACGCGCGGGCACGAGCUGACGGCGCGGCUGCGGGCGGAGGCGCUGCGGGCGCUGCGCGGGCAGGGGCAGGCCGAGGCCACCGCUACAUUCAUCCUCGGGGAGGUCUCCCGCGCCUUCACCGUCUGCCUCUCCAUCAUGGCCAGCGCCUCCCCGUCCGCCUCGCCGCCACAACCGGACGAGACGCCGCCGGCCGACUCAGCCGUCUCGCCACCACCACCGCGCGCGGCGAGAGAGGACAACGUCCCGCGAAAGAGAUUAUUGACAGCCUCUCCUUACGACGAUGGGUACCAGUGGAGGAAGUACGGUCAAAAGAAGAUCAACAACACCAACUUCCCAAGGAGCUACUACAGGUGCAGUUACCACCGGGAGCGCAGAUGCCCCGCGCAGAAGCACGUGCAGCAGCGCGACGGCGACGACGUCCCGGCGCUGCACGUCGUCGUCUACACCCACGAGCACACGUGCCUGCAGGGGGCGCCCGCCGAGCUUCCCGACGCGGCGACGAACGGUGGCGCCGCCGCCGCCGCGUCGCCGGACUACUUCCCCGCCGGCGGCGAGACGCCGUCGUCGCUGCGGCGGCUCCGGGGCGUCGGCGGCGGCGGCCUGCAGCCUCAGUUCGUGGACCACCGCGCCGCCAUGGAGGAGCGCGAGCGCCAGGUGCUCGUCUCGUCCCUCGCCCGCGUGCUGCAGGGGCGGCAGUGCUACGACGACGACGACGACGACGACACCGACGUCGCCUCCCUCGGCGCCGUGCACGCGCGCGCGCCUGCGGCGGCGGCGCCGGUCGCCGCGUCGUCGUCGUCGUCCGGGCCCGUCGACGCUGCCGGCGAGGAGCUGGACGUCAUGGACUACGACAUGACGGACGCGCUGUUCUGGGGGCCUUUCGGCACGGACAGCAACUCGUACGACGGAAACCUGACGUCGACACGCUGUUUUGAUCUAAUUAAUUAAUCAGGCGCGCAUCGAUCCUACAUGUGGUUCGGUCGAUACAUAUGACGAGUCGCGGUGCGCAUGUCCACGGCUAUCGGUAGGCCGUUGGAUUCGGAUAUACUACUACUACUACUACUACUACAUUUUGCAUGAAUCGUAUACUACGUACAAGCGUACUACUACUAAUUUGCAUUACGUAUGUACCUUGUGUGUUGUAAAAUUAAAUCAACCCUGUGUUGUGCAACUAUUAUGAUUGCACUAGGUUAUAUGGGUUGCGUAGUUGAUUAAGUUUGGUCCGGUCGGUUGGAGUGGUUUUUGUAUGCACACGUACCAAUAUGCUGUACGUCUCACUGUCUCGGUGAUUCUCACACCAAAUAGGCAAAGUGCAAAAUUAGCAAAGGCUGUGUUUAGAUUUAAAGUUUAGAUCCAAACUUUAGUCCUUUUCCAUCACAUCAAUCUAUCAUACACACACAACUUUUCAGUCACAUCAUCUCCAAUUUCAACCAAAAUCCAAACUUUGUACUGAGCUAUACACAACCAAAAUACACAAUAGUGUUGUAUGACGUGUGGCUUUCCCUAUUUGUCAAGCAAAUAGCAAAUCUGAUAUACAGUAUUGACUACUUGUACCA
Oryza sativa Japonica Group (Japanese rice) is the source of this 1789-nucleotide messenger RNA. Its product is annotated as transcription factor WRKY19-like. NCBI's taxonomy places the organism in Eukaryota, Viridiplantae, Streptophyta, Magnoliopsida, Poales, Poaceae. Gene Ontology annotation, biological process: regulation of DNA-templated transcription. Gene Ontology annotation, molecular function: sequence-specific DNA binding; DNA-binding transcription factor activity. The record is from RefSeq and is a predicted model, not a curated record.